AGAGAGCUUGAAGCGAAUUUAACCUUCACAGCGAGGGAGGGAGGGAGGGAGAGAGAGAGAGUUCCAUCCUCCACUUUUGCUUCUUCAGUGAAGCAUGCAGGACUCAGAGGAAAUUCGAAAUCUACCCAUAGACAUCGCCUUCGGUCGUCUUGGAGAAUGGUUAGUCGAUCGCAAGAGGAUCCCGGCUGAUUGGAGAAAACGCAUGAGCUCUAUCAGGGCAAAGAUUUCCUCGGCCUUCUCCUCCCUGCCCAAACACCUUGAUCCUUUCUUCCUAACCCUAGACGCUGAAGCCAUUGGCUACUUGGAAACAAAACAAAUAUACAGUACUCUGCUGAAUACAACCUCAGAAAGCCGUAAUUUUUUUGGGCGGUUAUCAGGUUCUGCUGGUGAGUGGGAGAACAUUGUGAGAGCUUAUGAGAAGGAUUAUGUGUUUCUUGGAGAGGCUGCUCAGAUGAUCGUCCAGAAUGGCAACUAUGAAAUUCCUUUUCAGAAAAAGCAGGUUCAUAAGAUUCAACAACAACUAGCAGAAUUAGAUCGCAAAGAAGUUGAAAUCAAACGAAAUUCUUCUCUUUCUGCUGCGAAGUAUUCUGAAUAUUGUCAGGAGCUUGGGCUGCAGGGGAAAAAUGUGAGGCUGGAGCUUUUAGAGGCAGCUAAAUCUCUUCCUGCUACGUUCAGCAGAAUAUUGGAAGUUCUUAAUGGUGAUUCUGUUUUAAAAGCCAUUGAGUAUUACUCAAACUUUUGCAGAGAUGCUCAUACAGAGAAUGAGAAGAGUGCAGUUGUUGUACUCCAAGUUUUGAGGAAUCUUCAUCAAAAUCCCCCGUCGCUCAAUAUCUCAAUGUCCCUUGAAGUCCAAAAUUCUCUGCACGCUCAGUCAAACUUGUGUUCUACACAUCCUAUGGCAGUAGAAGGAUCACCUGAUAUUGAUGUUGCUACUGGUGAUAUUGAUUGGGACAUCUCUCUGGUUGAUACCCAAAUUGAUUGGGACAUUGAACGAAAUGAAUUAACAGGGGAUGGAUCUGGUUUAUGUGAGAUAAUUGAUCCUCAUAAGGAGUUACAGGUAUCUGAAACUGGCGAUGGUGUUGUAUCUGAUAAUAAUACACCACUAAAUGUGUUGGAAGCUGGAAUUGUUUCUGGAGCUGCGGAGACAGAGAUAUGCUGGGAUAUUUGCAUUGAAAAUCCUCAGAUGGACGCAGCUGAACAUUUUACUCCACCAAGUUCAAGCCAAGAAGUUCAACAAAUUGAUCCAGUAGCGCCUUGUGUACCUCAAUCUUUAGAAGAAGAGAGAAGCCAACUUUUAGAUACAGAAUAUAGAAAUAAAAUUCUUGAUGAUCUAUAUGAGCUAAAAUCAUUUCUAAAUCAACGGUUGGUGGAAAUGAGAAGUGAUGAGACAUCCUCAUUGCAACAUCAAGUUCAGGCAGUUGCUCCUAAUAUGCUACAACAAUAUGCUCCAGAUGCAGUUGAGGCUCUGCUAUCGGAGGUAUCUUUGGCCAUUUCUUUGCUCACAAACAGGAAGACUCGUGACAUGAUUAUGAUUCUUAAUUCAAAAAGAUUUCUAGAUAGAUUGGUGUCAACACUUGAGGAAAAGAAAAAUCAUGAAGUGAAGCUCAGGGAGAGUUUGAAAGAUUUGGCUGUGAGACGGAGAGAGUUGCAAAAUACUCUAGCAUCAUCAUGGCCUAAGCAGGAAACCACAAUAGCUAAAACAAGGGAGCUCAAGAAGCUCUGCGAGUCAACGCUGUCCUCAGUAUUUAACGGAAGGCCAGUGAAUCUAAUCGGAGAAAUCAACAAUGUGUUGACAAGUGGUGUUGGUGCAUAAGGCAAAUCUCUAAAGACACCAAUUUGGUCAACUGAAGGUGCCCUUCUAUCCAUUUUUCACUACAAAAACUGAUAAAAUAUUCUUUUUCACGUGAAUUAUCUACUUGUUCAGAUAAGCCAACUGAUUUAUUUAUUGGAAGCAAUGAGUAUAUCUAUCUCAUCUUUUGUAGAAAAACCAAAUCUGCUGUUGUAGAAACGCAUUGCCUCUCAGUUAUUAUUUUUAUUAUUUUUAGAAUAGCA
Molecule: messenger RNA, 2052 nt
Organism: Dendrobium catenatum
Lineage: Eukaryota; Viridiplantae; Streptophyta; Magnoliopsida; Asparagales; Orchidaceae
Product: CDK5RAP3-like protein
Exons: 10
Coding region: 95-1813 (572 amino acids)
Biological process (GO): regulation of mitotic cell cycle; regulation of cyclin-dependent protein serine/threonine kinase activity
Cellular component (GO): endomembrane system
Source: RefSeq, a predicted model, not a curated record